AUGAUGGCUUCAAUGUCAAGGUCUCUUGGCAGCGGCCUCGCAAGAAGUAGGCUCUUCGAUGAGUCUACUGCCCUCCUGCGCUGUCCGGCCUGCUUUCGCCGACAAGUCCUCCACCAGACAGCUGUGAGGCCGAGCCAGAUUCCUCACAGUCGCCAACUACAACUGGCUUCCAGUCCCGCCAGCCGUCGUGCAUACUCGCAACAGUCCCAGCAGCGGCCUAGGUUCACGUCGAGGUUACGAAUGGCAUUGGGCAAAUCCAAGACCGAGUGGUACUUCAUUCCGGUCGGCGUCGGCAUAGGCUUUCUAGGGCUGGUUCAGGGCUACAAGGUCUACACGCGCGAGAAAGAGAGGCAGGAGGAUGACGAGUUCGGGAAGCAGCCCAAGAGGCGUCCUCGGGUAAGACCCGAAGGCCCAUGGCAGGUUCGCGUCAUGUCCACGUUGCCGCUCAAGGCACUCUCGAGGCUAUGGGGAAGGUUUAACGAGGUAGACAUACCCUACUACUUCCGCGUUCCUGGGUUCAAGUUGUAUUCUUGGGUAUUUGGCGUCAACCUCGAUGAGGUCUCCGAGCCUGAUUUGCAUGUUUAUCCCAAUCUCGCGGCCUUCUUCUAUCGCACACUCAAACCUGGUGUCCGUCCUUUGGACCCUAAUCCAAAUGCCUUGCUGUCGCCUUCGGAUGGCAAGGUGCUGCAGUUUGGCCAGAUCCAGGGCGGUGAUAUCGAGCAGGUCAAGGGUAUGACCUACAGUAUCGACGCUUUGCUAGGCAAGAACACGCCGACACCAAGUAUAAGGUCCGGCACUAGCACACCUGCGUCAGACGGAAUCACAGCCGAGGAGAAGCACAAGGACGCGGAGGUCGUGAAGCAAGAUGAAGAAUUUGCCCGAGUCAAUGGCAUCUCGUACACUCUGCCUAACCUUCUGACCGGUCCCGCCAUGUCCCAGAAGCAGAAAGGCCACCCCGAAGAUCAGUCCACCGGCGCCUCACCGACGUCCGUCUCCGAAGUCCGUGCGGAUCUUGCCCUCGGCGAAAAGCCAUGGUACGACCUUUUGUCCAAGGACAAUCCCACUUCGCUUUAUUAUGCCGUUAUCUAUCUCGCGCCUGGCGACUACCACCGAUUCCACUCUCCCACAAACUGGGUCGUUGAGCGGCGGCGACACUUUGCUGGCGAGCUGUACAGUGUGUCACCAUAUCUCCAACGUACGCUCCCUGGUCUCUUCACGCUCAAUGAGCGAGUGGUGCUGUUGGGGAGAUGGAGGUGGGGUUUCUUCUCGUAUGUGCCCGUCGGUGCGACCAACGUAGGGUCGAUUAAGAUCAACUUCGAUCGUGAGCUGCGGACCAACAGCCUGACGACGGACACCGCGGCCGACAGAGCGGCCGAGGAGGCUGCUGCACGAGGAGAGCCGUACACUGGCUUCUCGGAGGCGGCCUAUGAGAUGGCAAGUCCCGUGCUGCAAGGGCAUGCGCUGCGCCGUGGUGAGGAGAUGGGUGGCUUCCAGCUCGGGAGCACAAUCGUGAUGGUCUUCGAGGCGCCACUGGGUCAGGAGGAUGAGAGUGGGAAGCUCAAAGGCGGGUGGGUGUGGAAUGUUGAGAAGGGGCAGAAGGUCAAGAUGGGCCAGGCCUUGGGAAGGGUUGAUGAAGAGUAA
This is a messenger RNA of Diaporthe amygdali, 1641 nucleotides long. Its product is annotated as phosphatidylserine decarboxylase. Gene Ontology annotation, cellular component: mitochondrion. Gene Ontology annotation, biological process: phosphatidylethanolamine biosynthetic process. Gene Ontology annotation, molecular function: phosphatidylserine decarboxylase activity. NCBI's taxonomy places the organism in Eukaryota, Fungi, Ascomycota, Sordariomycetes, Diaporthales, Diaporthaceae. Bases 1 to 1641 code for a protein of 546 amino acids. The record is from RefSeq and is a predicted model, not a curated record. The transcript has 2 exons.